Messenger RNA from Fusarium vanettenii 77-13-4, 1092 nucleotides. RefSeq lists its product as uncharacterized. Lineage: Eukaryota; Fungi; Ascomycota; Sordariomycetes; Hypocreales; Nectriaceae. The record is from RefSeq and is a predicted model, not a curated record. The coding region runs from base 1 to 1092 and encodes 363 amino acids. The transcript has a single exon. Gene Ontology annotation, molecular function: protein binding.
AUGCCAUUAGAGCGCGUCUUCUCCACAGAGCUUAUCGGCAAGCUCACCUGCACCCAAGAGCUGGACUUGGGUGGAAUGAUUCGAAACCUGUCUCUUCCAGAGACAUCACCCAUUCGUCAAAAGUCGGCCAACUCAUCAAUGGGGCGAAUAGACAUUCUACCUCCAGAGAUCCUCCUAUUCAUUCUCAAUAUCCUCGAUUUCCAAGCCUUGUCUCGACUUUCGCGGGUCUCCCGCAGGGCAAAAGCGACUGUCGAGGCUCUUGUUGCGUACAAAGAAUUGCUGGAGCACGCGCCGGAUGUACUCGUCGCGCUGGGGAAGACCCGACUGUUACAAUACCACUCAGCUGCAUUACUUCGACAGACACUUCGGGCAGGCCGGUGCGUGUCUUGCCUCCACUUUGGCGGUUUUCUCCUCCUGCCAACUUGCGAGCGAGUAUGCUUCGAAUGCCUUCAUCAAAAUUAUGCCCUACGCAUGACCACGCUCAACAUGGCCCGGAAGUGUUUUCACCUAACCAACAACCACCUAAAAAAACUCCCAAUAUUUUACAGCAUCCCUGGCACUUAUGGCGUCAUGUUCCUUCUUUCCCGCCGAAAAGUAUAUCGUCUGGUCAGCGUGAAGCAAGUCAAGCAGCUGGCAAUCGAGGUGCAUGGAUCUGCCGAAAAUGUAGCAAACCUCAUGCCGACAACUCCGCCUCGGGGCAUGGCCUGGCGGGAGUUCUGUAUCUUUAAGUGGUUUCACGAGGCGCCGCUGGAGCCCCCAGGAUGCGAUCUAUCACGGAUACCAGAGAGAUCAAACCUCGUUGAGGACGACUUUGGUGGCAUGGCAUCCAUCCGUAUGCCUUGCUUGAGUGGAACUGGUGCGGACUGUGGACGGCUUUGCAAGGGGUGUCGCCUUGCUGAUGAGCUUCACUCGCAAGGACUCCUACCUGCUGCUGUAUUGGAAGAUCUCGCCCCAGGGGGUAUUCGUCCGAGUCGCCCUCUUCGUGCCUUGACGACUCGCCUGCAUUCUCGAGAGGGCUUUGUGGAGCAUAUAAAAACCUGCUAUGGAGUAAAUAGAUUACUAACUGCGUGGGAAACAGAACGGAUGGAGUAA